GGGGCUCAGCGAGUAUCGCUCAUUCUUGUCUAGUUGUAGUUCCCUACUGCACUUAGCGACGCGUUCAUACACUCGUUAGCGUGAAAGCCGUAUGACCCUGGGAACGCCGAUUGUCCUUGGGCCGCUUCAUGUGACCUCGGGUUCGCCUGGCGUAUGAUAUAUAUGCAUGCAUUCGGUCAGCUCGAUCUGAAUCUCUACUUCUGACGUUCCGCGACACCAGUUCCGCCGUUGCGCGAUGCACGACAAAGCAUUGCUCGCGUUGUAUACUGCCUGCGCUCUUGUCGGGCUUUUCGUCAUAGGGAGAGGAUCCAAGAAACAGCAUCGCUUCCCCCCUGGCCCGAAGGGACCUCUCGUCAUCGGAAAUCUUUUCGGCAUACCCCGAGACUAUCCUUGGUUAACGUACGCCGCGUGGGGUCGCCAAUACAGCUCAGAGAUCGUUCACUUCAAAGCACUUGGACAGCACUUUGUUGUGGUCAAUGGCACCAAGGCUGCGAAGGAUCUUUUCGACGGACGUUCGCAGAUAUACUCGGACAGGUAUUAUGCGGCUGACCGCAAACAUAGGACUGGAUUUCACCGAAACUGGGCCAUGAUGCCUUACGGGGAAAACUGGCGAAACCACCGCCGACUUUUUCACCAACACUUCCGUCCUCAGGCAAUAAACCUGUAUCAUGACCAGAUUUUGAAAGGAGCUCGUAUCUUGAUACAGCUACUGCUGGAAUCGCCGGAUGAUUUCUUGGGGCAUGUUCGACACACUUCAGGGGCUAUACUGGGGAACAUCUUGUACGGAAUGGAUAUGAAUCCGAAAGGUGAUGAACGCCUGGAAAUCUUUGAAAAGGCCAUUGAGAUUUUUAUGGAGAUCGCCGCGAGGUGCAUCCACCUACACGAAUAUAUAGUAAAACACCUGCCCACCUGGUUUCCGGGAGCUGGGUUCAAGCGCCAAGCGUUGGUAUGGAGACCCCAGGUGGACGCAAUGUACGAGCUACAAUACCAAGAGGUCAAAUCUGCUGCCAAACGCGGUAAGGUCAAGACCUGUAUUGCGUCCAAUCUCAUGUCCAUGUUCCCGGACAAUUUUGAAGACCCAGACGUGGAAGAGAUGCUCAUCAGUGUUACGGGUACAACAUGUGUCGCGUCCGAUACCACGCUCUUUUUCCUGACCACUUUCUUUAUGAUCAUGUUACUCUAUCCAGAGGUCCAGUGCAAGGUGCAGGACGAGCUAGAUCGGGUAGUCGGCAGAGACCGACUUCCUGGGAUCGACGAUCGCGAUUCGCUACCAUACCUCGCGGCGGUGAUCAAAGAAAUAUUACGGUGGAACCCAGUGGUAUCGUCAGGUGCCGUGCAUAAGUCUAAUGCGGACGAUUGGUACGACGGAUAUUAUAUUCCGGCAGGCACCAUUGUCAUUGGUAAUGCAUGGGCCAUCCUGCACGACGAGAAGCGAUACCCCGACCCCGAAGCCUUCAGGCCGGAACGGUUCCUCAUGCCCGAAAGUACCCUAAAUCCAGCCGUCCCGGAUCCCGUCGAGGCGUUCGGCUUCGGGAGGAGGAUAUGUCCAGGGCGUCACUUUGCACAGGCCACCGUCUUCCUCUAUGUCACCCACAUUCUUGCCACGGUAACCAUCACGAAGCCUGUCGACAAACUGGGCAAUGUUGUCGGGCCCGCGCGCGAAUAUACGGCUCGUCUCUUCUCUAUCCCGAAACCGUUCAAGGCCGACAUUAAACCGCGGUUCGAGGGAGCUGAAGAGCUGAUACGACUGUCAAGCGUUCCCGCAGAAUGAGCAUGAGCUUUCUGGUUUCUGAGACUACUGACAUGAGUAUAUGUAAUAGGAUAUCUUAGCGAUGAUCCUGAAUGA
Phanerochaete carnosa HHB-10118-sp is the source of this 1846-nucleotide messenger RNA. RefSeq lists its product as uncharacterized. The record is from RefSeq and is a predicted model, not a curated record. NCBI's taxonomy places the organism in Eukaryota, Fungi, Basidiomycota, Agaricomycetes, Polyporales, Phanerochaetaceae. The transcript is spliced from 12 exons. The coding region runs from base 236 to 1771 and encodes 511 amino acids. Gene Ontology annotation, molecular function: monooxygenase activity; oxidoreductase activity, acting on paired donors, with incorporation or reduction of molecular oxygen; heme binding.